ACUUUUAAGCUCAAUUUUAGACAGAGUUGAUUAAAGUUACUUGAAAUUAUGACAGAGGAAGCCGGCAUUCCAGGUUCUGGUAUUUUCCUACAAAAUGUAUCUGUAUUAGCCAGAAAUUAUUCUAAUAAUUUCUAUUAUAGUGGAAGAGUUGUAAAUCAGAUAAAUGCAGAAAAUUUUCUUGUUGAGUUGGAUGUUGAAAGCACAAGAGAAAAGGAUAAAAAUGAAUUCCAAGAAACUCAUAUCAUUGAUCUUAUAUCUCUGAAUGAUGGUAAACGUCAUCCCCUAGCAACUCUCGAUAAAGUUCUUGCACCGGAAAAUUCCGUAAACGGCAGGUAUAUUCCUGCUGAAAUAAUUUCUAUCGAUAGUGAGGAGAGUGGCUCUGCAGAUGAAAUUGAAAUAAGACUCGCAAAUGAUCAAAAGCAACGUGUUCCUCGAUCAAACGUUGUCUGGAUCUCCGAAAACCUAUAUGAUCGAUUAAAGUUUGUUUGCUCUAAAGGAGAAUGCCCAGAGAUUAGAGGUACUUUGAAAAGUACAACAGAAACUUAUCUUUUCGAGAACAUCAAUGAAAAAAAUGUAGUAUUCUGUAUAAAUACUAGUGCAUCAAUGUUCGAUUGUUUGGAAGAAGUCAAAGAUCAACUUAUUGCAACUUUAGAGGAACGAGCCAGAAGUGAUCAACCCGGAAUGUUCAAUAUAAUUGAAUUCAGCGGACAGGCCACUGCGUGGGCUGAUAAAUGCGUUCUUUGCAACUUGGACACUGUAAAAAUAGCUUCAGAAUGGUUAAGAAAUGUUCAACCUAAAACGACUUCAAACGUGUUAGACGCUAUUCUAACUGCUCUGGGUGAUAACGAGUGCGAUUGCGUGUGUCUUGUCACGGACUCUUUACCCGAUGAUCAUCCAGAAGACACCCUUGAUCACGUGAUACCUGCUACCAAUGGCCGACCAGUUCAUUGCUAUUUCCUGGAAAAAGGGGAUUGUCCUGAAAAUGCGACAAUUACUAAUUUCCUUAGUCAACUGGCAUCUGAAAGCUAUGGAACUCUCAACCUUGUUACAACAAGCUGCCAUAAACAUUUGGAACAACUGACAACUGUAUGUUCGCCGGGUACUUCAACUGUUAUUUCAUCAGAUCGACAAGUUCAUCACUUACAAAAUAGAUUAUGCUCAAUAUCCACAAACUUAGAAGAAUAUCCCGAACAGAUUAUCGUCCAACCACCACCAAAGAAAUCAAUUUCACAUCUAAAUGUCCCAAGUUGCUAUUAUUCUAACAACCCACCAUCUGGAUGGGUAAAAUAUACUCCUCCUUAUCAUUGGACAUCUACUAGAGAGAGAAUCGUCGAUGUAGCUGGAGAGGUUGGUUCUGCCGAAGACGCUGGAAGAAUGAUUGUUGGAUCAAAAGUUUUAGCAAGAAAACAUGAUGAUGGAUAUUUCUAUUUCGGAAAUGUAAAAUCUCAUCUAUUAGACGAUAAAUUUUUAGUCGAGUUCGCAUCAAAGAAACCCCGUCAAAGUUCUUCCACCUUUCAAGAAACUCUAAUCUAUGAUAUAGUAUCAAUUGAAGACGCCAGACGACAUCCUAUAGCUCCCUCUGAUCAUGUUUUGGCACCAAUCGAUGGAAAAGGUAAAUAUGGUCCAGGUAUAGUGCUAACAGGAAGCGAGAAAACUGAUCUUAUAAGUGGUCCACUAAUCGUAAAGUUUGUUAAUGGUCAGACAUGUGAAAUAAGUUCUGGUUUAUCAGUUUGGAUUCCUGGCCCGUUUUAUGAUAGAAUUUCUUUUGAAUUGAAUUUACCCAAAUCUCUAAGAAGUUCACCAGCAAACCCACCAAAUCCACCUGCUUAUCGAGAUGACUUUGACCGAUACAGGUCAAUAACAGUUGAGAAAAACGAUGGUAGAAAAGUUCGAGGCUUAUAUAGACACAACGCAUAUAUCCCAAUGCAUGAAGUUGCUUCGGCCUCAGAAGAGACUAAAAAUCCUGAUGGCCUAAUACCAGGAACUGAUAUGACUUUAUCUCAGCUCAAUUCUCUCGUUUCAGCACAAAUCACUGAGAAUAAACAUUACUUGGAAAAUGGUACAAGAUCAAGACUUUUGCAUAGAAGAGAAGCUAGACCGAAUAGCUCUCUAAAGAAAUCUGUAACAUUUGACAGCGUCACAGACAGUGGAAGAGGGUCUGCAUCUGACAACAAUCUCGUAUCGGAUGUAGAAGAUAAUGAACUGGAUUUACUUGAUCUAGAGCUUGAAGUGGAGAGAGAAAACAAGGAAAAGGAAAAGGAAAAGGAAAUAGAAAUUGAGAAGGUCAGACAAAAACUUUCUGAAGACGUUGACAGAGAAAGAAGCCCAUCCCCAUCUUCGAAAGUGAGACGUUGUCAUAGAGUUUCCAGACCUCGUUGGAAGUAUUGGAAAAAUGAGCCUGCACCCUCUUUAACGAACCCCUACACUUUCUCAUCUGGAUAUAGGCCUUUUCGGGAAACUUUGCUUCAGGCUCCUCUCGAGGCAAGAGACCACAGUUUAAGACGCAGUGGCGCUUGGACCGAUUCAGUUUAUCAAUCAGUCCAAAAUUCUGGACCGUCUGUUAAGGAUUCCAUGGGAUAUAAGUGCGACCAAGUUCAACAUAUUCCACAACCGCCAACAACUAUUCGAUAUGUUCGAUCGUCUGUACCUCCAGAUCAUUACGAACCAACAGCGGAAGAGAAGAAACAAGAAUACAGACAAGAAUUUAAGAGGCAACAGGUCGCUAGAAGAGCUGCAGCCGAAGAAGGGGCUAAGUUGGAAUUUGCAAGAAGAAAAGCGAUUGGAGAGCAGAAUCAAAGACGUCAAAUUAUGGAACGUUUAGACAAAGAGAAAGAAAAGCGAGUAGAAAUGGAAAAACAAAUUGAGCAACAAACUAUUCAUAAAAGGAGAGUUGUGUUCGAAAUACGCUCAAAGUAUGAAACGAUGAACGUUGAGGACAAUAAUAGAAAGAAAAAGAGGCUAAUGGCGAUGAGAAUACGUCGAGAAGAGAGAGAGAUGGCUGAUAUCGAAAAACAACAAGAGCAGACGCAGAUAAUGAACAAAAGACAGGAAUGUAGACAACAGAGAGUUCAAGAAAGGAACAUGAUGAUUUCAGAACGUCUAGCAGAAGAGGAGCAUCAAACCCUGCAGCAAGAUAGAAACAAACGCCAAGCGAAAUUGCAAAGAAUAGAACAUUUUAGGCAACUUGAGAAACAGGGUCAGGAAUUAAAGGAUAGACGGAUCCAGUCAGCUCAACAACAACUGGCCAUUCAAAGGUCCAGAAUCUUUCCAUAAGAAAAGAGACAAAUAAUUUUAUAUUUAUUCAUCUAUCUCGUACGAUGUCUUAGAAUACUCACAAACAAUUGUCUAUUACGUCAGUAUAAACAGCAGCAAAGUCUCAAAAGAUAUAACUAUAUAUUUAUAUAAUAGUAGUUAAAAUUUCAAACAACCAACUUUUGAAUUUUUUUUGCUAAUUAACAAAAAAACAUACGAAAGAAUUUUCUUUAGAAGAUCUAUCAGUGUCGUUCCUUAUAAUCUUAAAUUUGUCGUUUCUUCCUAGAAAGAAAAAUUCUAAUUUAUUUAUUAAACUGUUUAAUAAACUAAUAAAUUUAG
This is a messenger RNA of Dimorphilus gyrociliatus, 3591 nucleotides long. Lineage: Eukaryota; Metazoa; Annelida; Polychaeta; Dinophilidae. The record is from the annotation of a GenBank genome assembly.